Molecule: messenger RNA, 6438 nt
Organism: Cottoperca gobio
Lineage: Eukaryota; Metazoa; Chordata; Actinopteri; Perciformes; Bovichtidae
Gene: hivep3a
Product: HIVEP zinc finger 3a
Biological process (GO): regulation of transcription by RNA polymerase II
Cellular component (GO): nucleus
Molecular function (GO): RNA polymerase II cis-regulatory region sequence-specific DNA binding; DNA-binding transcription factor activity, RNA polymerase II-specific
Source: RefSeq, a predicted model, not a curated record
AAAAGUUUUCCCGGAAAUGCUUUGUUUUUUCUUUUGAGAUGAUGCUCGAAAUUGCAGCAUCAACUUUCAGGAGGCUUCAUCCCAUCCUGCUCCCACCAGAGCAUCUGGACCGGACCACUAACGUUAUUAGCGGAUCUUCCUGUUGAGAAGACAGAAGAAUCCUAUCAGCUGAGUCAACUGAGCGUCAGACUGUGUGGCAGCAAAGACUGGCUGAGUGCUUCAUGAUGGGAUACUUUCGGUCAGCAUGGCAGAGGACUUCCUCCACAGCACAUGACAUAUCACGGCUGCAUUUUUUGAUGCCGCCGUUCUACAUUUGAUGGCAUCAUUGUGUGCUCAAGCGAUAAAGUUUAAGUGAAAAUUAUGAAGUCAACUAAAGUGGAUGUAAUUUGAUAGAAUUCACUCACAUUAAACUUAUUAUCCAGUUAAUGAUUUGGCUUGCACUCCGUAGCCUGGCACAGGCAGACGCAUCCCACGUGUCUACCUGAGGCUGUCCAUUUUAUGGAGGCCUUGCAUAGUUGCCUGACGACCGGGGAGCAGUCCGCAGGUCAAGAACAUUGUCAACCAGAGUCUCCUCACCGAGGCCCGCAGCCUAAGUCUCCCUCCCAGCCGCGUCGGCAGCAGCAAACUGGCUCCCCGAAGCCCCAUGGCACGCUACAGCAACCCAAACAGUCCAGACGCCAGCAUCCUGGACGUAAACGUCUCAGGCACCAGCGGCAGAGCGUCGACUCGGAUACAGCGCUGGAACCCAAACAUGAGGCAACAAAAGCAACCACAGUUUGUAGUCCGUCACCAGGCUCACCUUCUUCAGCAGGUGGCCCCACCCUGUCUAAACCAGAUACCCAGGAGGGCACCCCAAAACAGAAGCGUGAGCGCAAGCCUCAGAGACCAGGCAAAUACGUCUGCACGUACUGCGGCCGUGCAUGUGCAAAGCCUAGUGUCCUACAGAAACAUAUUCGCUCCCACACAGGGGAAAGACCCUAUCCCUGUGCCCCAUGUGGCUUCUCUUUUAAGACCAAGAGUAACUUGUACAAACACCGCAAAUCACACACCCACAGGGUGAAGGCAGGUCUGGCUCUUGGGGAGCCGAGAUCUUUAGAGGAGCAAGUCACUGAGUCAGAAGAUGAAUCCAGACAGCUAUCAUCAGCAUCCUCACUUACAGAGAGACGAGACAGCGUAGCCUCAAUCAAGAGUCAUGAAACAGACAGGCCCAAAGAUUGCUCUGGAGGAAAUGAUGACUCCUACGCAGUGAAAAAAAGACUGGCCCUGCGUCUAAGUAGAGGAAAACAUGGUCUUCGAGACUCAUCUGAUGAAAAGACCUCAUCUCUAAUUUUAGGGAGUAAAGGCAGUACAGAAUCAGGCUAUUUCUCUCGCUCUGAAAGUACUGAGCAGUCACAGGACAGCCCCCCAAACACAAGUGCCAAAAGCUAUGCCGAGAUCAUCCUCGGCAAGUAUGGACGUCUCGGACACCUACAGAGGAUGUCCCGGAACCAUAACCAGCAGCCCUCUGGUCAGGAGGACAAAAGCAUCCCAUUCACAGUCCCCAAGAAGCAGGUCAUCGACCAUAUCACUAAACUCAUCACGAUCAACGAGGCAGUGGUGGACACCAGUAAAAUUGACAGUGUAAAACCCAGGAGAUUCUCACUCUCCAGAAAGAAUAGUUCAGAGUCUCAAAAGAAUGCAUCUCUGAAAGAAACACUUGUUCACAGCCCCAAAGCUGGUGAUCUGGGCUACAAAAACAGCGGCUCCAUCACCAUGGGAGUUCCAUGUGAAAAAUUUCAUCAUGUAUCCGUAAAUGUUGAGCAGCCUGCUGGCCAAACAUCCACCGCCCCUUUGUUGAGAAGUCACUCAAUGCCAUCUGCAGCUAGCUCAUUUGACGCCUCCAGCACCGGCCUCAGUAAGUUCCGCCUCAGUCAGUCCUUUGAUGAACGACAGCCGGCAUCCCGUCGUUAUGGGAUGCUAAGACGGCAGCCAGCUAUUGAAAUCCCACUUGGUGCCGAAUUCACAAAAGAGGAACCUGAGGUUUCUCAUUCACUUUACCCUGACAGUGUUACCACUGUGCCUGACCACAAGCAAAGCCAACCACAGCCAUAUGAGUGUGAGGCCUGUGGCACUGGAUGCAAAGAUUGGGAAGGCUAUAAGAAACACAAGCAAAGCCUGUGCUUAGCACAUCAUCCCAGAAAUGAGGUGGUAAUUAGUCAAAUGGGGUGCUCACAGCUAAUUAACCACACAGUCAGAGCAGGAGCCUCAGCGAUGCGCAAGAGAAGGAAAGAAGAGAGUUUUGAAUUUGAUGAUCCCUCUUCUCCUUCAUUACCCUCUCCUGCCCUCUUGUCAGGACAGUGUAAAGAGGAAAGCAGUGUAGUUUAUGAAGGCCAGAGAAGACCGACACUACAAACCUGUUCAGUAAUCCAACAUACUAGUUCAUUUGAAAAACAAGAGUCUUUGUGCAAUGAGAAUCAAGGCACUGAGGCAACAAAAAACUCUCCACCUCAAGACGAAUAUCAACUGGUGCCUCAGAAACCACCCCAACAGUCGACAAAACUAGCAUCUCGAAAGCUGGUCCGCCAGCACAGUGUGCAGGUUCCAGAAAUACUGGUCACAGAAGAUUCGAACAUGAGCACAGCGGCCUCAAUAGAGCCAACCUCCACAGCAAAACAUUCAGAAAAACCUGAUGAGUUUCAGUGGCCACAGAGAAGCCCCUCUCUGGCCCAGCUCCCCAUUGAAAAGCUUCCUCCAAAGAAGAAGCGCUUACGUCUAGCCGAGGCCGCCCAGUCCUCUGGGGAAUCCAGUUUCGACUCUAUAUCCCUGCCCCGCAGCCCUAGUCAGGACAGUAGUGCAUCUUUUGCAUCCAGUCGUUCCACAUCCUUUGAAGAGUCGAAUAGACCAGACAUGGAGAUAGCAGGAUCAACUCCCCUGAGGAGAUCAAGAGCUCCUCUCAUGUUGACGGUGCCUGGGGUGCAUCAGCACAGAGAGAUGAGGCGCUCGGCAUCAGAGCAGGCGCCCCAUGACCCCCAACUAAGUGUCCUCAUGUCUGAGACCCGCAGUAAGUCUUUUGAUUACAGUUGCCUGUCCCCUGAGCGCUCUGCAGUGGGCUGGAGGGAAAGAAGAAAAUGUCUCCUUAUGAGACAUACUGCUAUCAGAGAUCCAGAUGAGGAAGAGGAGGAACGGUGCAACAUACAGAGCUGUAGUCCUGAACACGUCACCUCCACCACAUCUUCUCAAGCAAGUCCAACUUCUGUGUACUGCAGCCGGUCGCCUGCUUCUCCUUCAUCCGGUGACACAGUUUUACGUAAUCCAGUGAGAUUACAAUGCAAAGAGAACUUCUCCCAGUGGAAACUCAGUCAAAAUAUUCAGUUAACAGGCAGCACAGAACUCACAAAUGUAGAUCCUGUAAAAGAAGAGGCCUCACUCAUCCAUACAGAGAAGCCCCCUCCUCAAGCACCACAUCCCUAUCCUUCACAUGGACCAUCAGGCGCAGCCAGAGCUCGCUACCUCUCCAUGUCUACAGGGCUGAAGCUAGAGAUUCCCUUACCACAUGAGGAUUAUUCAGAGGUUCGAGUAAGUCCGUCCGUGCCUCAAAUCUCUUCCAGUCUAGAAUUACUGAGGCCAGUCACUUCUCCGACAGUAGCAGUGCGUCUCCAAACAGACACCCUCACCCUAGCAUGUGCCAUAUACACCACAUUUUCUAGGCCGCAGGAUGCGGUUGAUGCUGUUUCACACAAUAUAGGCAUCCCAACAGCUGAAUACAGAAACUAUAGGAACGUAAGUCCAGACGUACCAUCGUGGUCUGACGAGGGCCUAAGGAUAUCAGGCUCGGGGGGUAACAAGCGCAUGCUUUCCCCUUCAAACAGCAUAGAGCUAAUCGCUCAGCAGCAGCAGAAGCGAGUAAAAGAAGAAGAGGAGAAGGAGGUGGGAUGUGUUGACAAGCCAUCAGUGGACCCGUGCAAUCAGGAUCUCAAAAGGGAGAAUCAGACACGUCUAUCAAGUGUUUAUUGUCCCGUCACACAUGUCGGACCAUCAUACCCCAGUCUGCAGUCCAGCACCUGUAAUAGCUGGUGCUAUUUGAACUACAUUAAACCAAACCCUUCCACCCUGGAUGAACAGAAGCCCUCAGUGUAUUCAUCGUGGUCCACGAGCGACUAUGACCCCAACCCACCUGGCCUCUCCAGCAAGACAGCGCUCUCUCUGCUGCACUGCAAGCAAAGGCUCAGUCCCUCCAUCUACACCCUGUCCCCCAUGACAGUCAGGACAACUGAGUCAAUGGAGCAAGAGGACAACAAAAGACCGUGCUCCUCUGAGGUGUACAACAGCCAGUCAUACGGCAGAGACCACGAGGGAACCAGCAAGUUACAGCGGUCAGCAGGUGACAACAGGUCGAACAGCAAAGAGGAGCGGGAGGAAGAGAAGAAGAGAAACGAGGAGGAGGAAUCACAGUCGUGCUUCAGAAGUCGACAACCUCCCGAAGUCUGGAUCUCUGAGAGAGGAUCAAAUGAGAAGUAUGCUGUCCUGCAUGGUGGAGGGGGAGGGAAGUGCCAACGUGGGGACUGUCAGAAUACCAGUGUGCUGCAGAAAUGCAUCCGUGGCGUCACACAAUCGCCACCAUAUAACUGCAAACACUGUAACCUUUCUCCCAGAGCCGAAGGCCUCACCGAACACCUGAGGUCCGAGGCACAUGGAAAGGAAACCUGCUGUUACCCAGAUGGCACAGAUGAAGGAGUCUGUGAAGAGCGUCCGCUUCCCCCUGAGACGAGUCGACACGAUGAGGACGACAUCGCGAGGGACAAAGAUGGCAGACGGGAUGAAGACGCCAGGUCCGAGGCGGCUGAAAUGUCUCGCUCUGCUUCUUCUGACGGAGAGAAACGUCCUGCGGGAGGUCAGCCGAUGGAGCCUGAACCCAGCCAAUCAGAGGAGUCCACGCAGAAGAGCUCGGCCAGCGCCAUGAGAGCUCUGUUCGCCCGCAGACGCUUCGACGCCUCUGCGUCCUCCUCCGUCUCCCGCUCUCCAAGUACUCCUCCGUCUCCGUCACCCCCUCCCUCCCCCUCCAGUUGUCACGUCUCCACCGCCGCUCUGAGACCCGUCUCCCCCGUUGGAGGUCUUUCCCCGGUAACAGCGCAGCACGGUGGAUCGGACUCCUCCGGGCCGCCGGGCUCCCUCGCAGACGCCUCUGCUCAGUGUCGAGCUCGUCUUCACCUCAGAAACCGACCGACAGCAGAACUGUCUGUGGACGAGGUCGGUGCGACCCACUUCCCCCCACAUCCCACGCGGGCUCGGGGAGUCCACAACCUCCUGAGUCACCUCCCUCUGCACUCCCAGCAGCCGAGCAGGACCCCCAGCCUCCUGAUUCCCAUCGGGGGGAUUCACAUGAUUCAGCCCAGGUCCACCCUGCCUCUGUACAGCCUGGUGAGCAGACCCAUCGCAGCCACAGCCGCCGGGACGUCCUGGAGACUGGGGGACAAAGCUGCGAGGUUUCCUCCACCGCAGCCACGAGAUACUCUGGAAGAGACGUCGGCCGGCAGCACGCAGGACCCCGAGGCUUCAGGCGGGACGUCCCGGAGCAGCCGCUCAGACACUUUACUACACAGACACACGCACGGAUGCCUCGACGUCCAACGACCGGCGAGUCCCGGGACAGAGGCGAGGCAUCCGGACGUCGACACGGACAAGAGACACGUUCACCCCGAGACCACCCGAGGCCAAAAAAAGGCUCCUUCCCCGCAGACACAACUCUGAUAGGGGGGAGGGUCCGAAGGGACAACAAAAGGCAAGAGCACUUCAGCACCGCUUCUGAAUGACGCUGUUAUGUAAUUAUAUGAAUAAUAUAUAUAUAGACACUAUGUUAGAUAUGCAGUAUGUUUUGUAAAUCUUUUUUUACCCUCUUGUUUGAUGUCAUCGGUGUUAAUUUAUUUAUGUGCUAUUAUGCAAAUUCUGUACUAUAUGCAAAAGCAGCUGGAAUGAAAAUAGACAAAGUUUGAAUCAGUUUUCCUUAUUAACCCUUUGACAGCUCUACUAUACUGUUGCUGUGUUAUUGUACUGUAUUACCAACAUGGAUAUAGAAAGGUACAUAUUUAUUCACCCGACCAGUAUUUUGAAGUGCAAUUUUAUGUCACGAUUGUGGUUUGAAACGUCAUUCUUAAAGGCUGUGAUUACUAUUAUUUUUUAGUUUUGUUGUUGUCGUCUUUGUUUGUGUUUCAAAGAAGCAGGGUUUACGAUCGCCUCCUUUUCUAAAGUCUUCAGGAAAAAGAAGUUUCAGAUCCAGACAUUCGGAGUUGCACUGACACAUAAUUUGAUACCCAGAGGAACCCUGUUUCGCGUACCUGGUAGCUACGAGCAGUUUUUUCAUACACAGAAACAUGUAUUUUUGUGUUGUUGCUUUUAUAAAUGAUACAAUCACUCUGUCAUUUUUCAUGUUUACCAUUAAACUUCUCAUUUUUCAGAUUUAUA